Rhagoletis pomonella (apple maggot) is the source of this 2503-nucleotide messenger RNA. RefSeq names its product O-acyltransferase like protein-like. The transcript has 6 exons. The record is from RefSeq and is a predicted model, not a curated record. Gene Ontology annotation, molecular function: acyltransferase activity, transferring groups other than amino-acyl groups. NCBI's taxonomy places the organism in Eukaryota, Metazoa, Arthropoda, Insecta, Diptera, Tephritidae. Bases 55 to 2202 code for a protein of 715 amino acids.
AAAAGUUACAAGUGAAUUGAAAGUAACUGAAAACUAAAUCAAAUACGCUUCAAAAUGUUGCUGCCGCUCAGAAUAUAUCCACUUGGUGUAUUAUCUAUACUGCUAAGUUGCUGUGCGUUUUGUACGCCAGCUCUUGCCGAUCCCAACAGCGCUCAAUUCGAGUUAAUGCAACGAUCGUCGAUUUUAUUUGGCUUGACAACAAUCAGUCGCCCAGAUAUGGUUAGUGCAAGUUGUUAUGGACAACUGCAGGAUAUACAAAAGGCCAUACUGCAACAACAACCAUGGGCAAUGAAGAUGUACGAUGCUACAGGUUCCCGAGAGCCUGGCUUUGUGACAGGCAAUGGCUUAUGGCUGGGCAGCCGGGACUCUUGUAAUGCCGUUAAGCAGCCAGUCAAUCUUAAAAUAUCUAAACACAUAGCACACAAAAUGAAUUCGAAAUUAAUCACAGACAUUGCACCAUUCCCUGUCGACUUUCGCGUCGUCCAUCUCUGGCAUAACUCUACCUGGCAAAUGGAUCCAAAUUUUCCAUACUUUGAACCACGCGUCAGUAUCGGUCUUUGCCUGCCAACCGCAUGCACACUUUCCGAGAUAGCCCAACUAAUGGCCAUUUAUGUAGAGGAUGAAAUAUUUGUAGCAAAUGAUAUAUUUAAUUUGCGGUUACGUGUCGACAGCGUUAAGGAACUUAAAAUGCGUCCGGGUUCUUUAGCGCGACCUUCGUGGAUAAUUUUCUCUGUUGCAUGGUCCUUGACUUUGCUAUUGACAGCGAUGGCUUUGGUUCGGCGCAUGAAGAGAAAUAAUGAAACGGCAGGCGUUGUGGCUGACGGUGAUCGAAAGACGAAUAGUGCAGAUGUAGCGGUGACGAAACCAGAAUCGAGUGCAAAACCAUUAGCUGGCAAAGGAUAUUUGGAUUGUUUUGAUGUGAAAAAUAAUUGGGAAUUGCUAUUUCCAGUGGAUGCGGCUGGUGUAGUGAGCGGCAACGAUGCGUUUCCGGGAGUGAAUGGCUUGCGUUUCUAUGGUGCGAUGGGUGUGAUUUUAUUUCAUCAACUAUGCGUUACCUAUUUGGCGACGAGCAAUAAGUCGGAACACUUCAAAUUCAUCAGUAAUUUGGGAAAUUUCGAGGUCUUUGUGGAUUUGUUCUUUACAAUAAGUGGCUUCUUACAAACAUAUCAUUUCUUCCGGAAUCCCAUCACAAUUGAUAUAAUACGCAAAUCUGGCUUAUGGAAGAAUGUGAUGCUAAUACUCAUGUAUUUACUUCAUCGCUUGAUUAGAUUGGGCCCACUCUAUUUAAUUGCCAUCUGCAUGAGCGAUGCUGGAUCUCGUAUGAUGGACGAUCUAUCAGUUUUCCAUUUUAGUCAUCGCGUAUAUGAGAAAUGUGAAUUGUAUUGGUGGCGCAAUGCUCUCUUUAUACAAAAUCUCUUCAAUCACGAGGAUAUGUGCAUGUUUUGGUCCUGGUCUUCGGCAUGUGAUAUGCAAUUUUUCAUAAUUAGCACAAUUUUACUCUUCGUUUAUGUGAAGCAUCCGAAAGUGGCAAAAGCGCUUACGCUCUCCAUUUUAGCAGCCAAUUUGGCAUACACCUUCUACAUCGGCCUGACCAUGAAUUUCCAGUACUCCUGGGAAAGCACCUCGUCCGUUUUCACCGAGCUCUACAUGCAUCCGCUGUCACGCGUUUUCGCUUACAUAAUUGGCGGUGUAGCUGGCUGGUUUUUCGUACAAAAUCAAAAGCAUCAACUUUAUGCGGGUUUCUUUCAGAAUCAAUCGUUGCAAGAGUUUCUCGGUUAUUUGGCGAUUAUCGUAUUCUUCACUUGCAAUUAUACAACAAUCGCUACUGGGUAUUCGAUUUUAUACUACGUUGUGUUGUUGGUGCUGCAACGUUUGCUGUUUUCAGCGAGUGUCUGUUGUUUGAUAUUUGCCAACGCGGCAGGUAGCGUAAAGUGGUUCUUUGGCGUUUUGGAAAAUCCAAUUUUCAAAAAAUUCAAUCAGAUCACCUAUGCUUUGUUUCUGAUGAAUCCAAUGAAUAUUUCAUUAGUGACAGGAUUUGGCAAUGCGAGUAUCAACAUGACGCCGCUAAGAUUCUUAAGUGAUUAUAUUGGCUAUUGUGCUGUUCUUUACUUUUUCUGCACAAUUUUCACCCUGUUCUUCGAGGUGCCCUACAAGAAUAUAUCAAGACUGAUGCUGCAGCGCGCCAAAGAGAAGCUUAUCUAAAAGGGUGUUAAAAGUUGCGGCUGUGAAUAUUAGUUUAAGUUUUAACGUAGCGAAGUAUCUGCAUAUUUAUUUCCUUAUUAUCUAACAAAAACCAUAUAAAUUCAUAGUUCAAACUUUGUGCAAAAAUUAUAAAUAUUCUGAGAAGUUGCAUCUAAUUUUUUAACUUUUUAUUUUAAUUUUUCAGAAUUUUUUGAGUAUGCAGUUUUCUAGCCCAUUAAAUUUUAGUAUAAUAAAGUGCAAGUUUGAAGUUGCUGAAAAUUUUGUUUUGAUUUUGUAAAUUUUUUUUUAUACAUUUUCUUCC